AUGCUAGAAAUCUGCAGAAACUGGUGGCGACUGCAAUCGGGCCUGAAGAAGGUAAUGUCGGAUCCGCAACCAUUUCUGGAUCAACUUUAUCGUCUUCGGAAUCUGCAAGCCAUGUUCCAGAUUCUGGUGGAGAUGACUGAAGAGGUUUGCUUGGUCUUCAGAUUCGUGUUCCUCUGCUAUUUGAUGCGAAAUGUGUGGAGUGGCAUUCGGGUCGGUUAUAUGCUGGUCCGAGUUUUUCUCGGACACAGUGCCAUUGAAUCGGAACUAGAGUAUCUGCAGAUGGUAUUUGUCACCUGUAUACAGCCACUGCUCUUUUCCCUGAUGAUGAACUCCCUGACCCACACCACGGAUUCCCUAUUGGAGACCACAAAGGCGGUGAUCAGGGGUCUUCAUAGUCAAGAUGUGCAGAUGGAGCGAAGUAUGGAGUGGUUUUCCUUGCAACUGGCGGAGCAGCACACUUAUGUUCACAUUUUCGGGACUUAUCGCAUGAAUCGCAGCUUGGUUUUCGACGGAUGCUCGGUUAUUCUGCUCCAUGUCAUCUAUAUGGUGCAAUGCGAGUACAGUUCCAUGUUUUAG
Molecule: messenger RNA, 576 nt
Organism: Drosophila ficusphila
Lineage: Eukaryota; Metazoa; Arthropoda; Insecta; Diptera; Drosophilidae
Product: putative gustatory receptor 85a
Exons: 3
Coding region: 1-576 (191 amino acids)
Biological process (GO): sensory perception of taste
Cellular component (GO): membrane
Source: RefSeq, a predicted model, not a curated record